AUGACUCACGAAUCCGUGUGGUACAGCCGUCCCCGCAAGUUCGGCAAGGGCUCCCGUGAAUGCCGUGUUUGCGCCCACCGCGCCGGUCUCAUCCGCAAGUACGGGAUGAACAUCUGCAGACAGUGCUUCCGUGAGAAGGCUCAGGACAUCGGUUUCUACAAGCAUUGGCUGGCAAAUGAGGAGCAGUUUACUAACAAUCUAUUUCCCAACCGACAGUUCCGUUAA
Messenger RNA from Aspergillus clavatus NRRL 1, 225 nucleotides. Its product is annotated as 40S ribosomal protein uS14. Lineage: Eukaryota; Fungi; Ascomycota; Eurotiomycetes; Eurotiales; Aspergillaceae. Gene Ontology annotation, biological process: translation. The transcript has 5 exons. The record is from RefSeq and is a predicted model, not a curated record. The coding region runs from base 1 to 225 and encodes 74 amino acids. Gene Ontology annotation, molecular function: zinc ion binding; structural constituent of ribosome; RNA binding. Gene Ontology annotation, cellular component: cytosolic small ribosomal subunit; ribosome.